Messenger RNA from Henningerozyma blattae CBS 6284, 2130 nucleotides. It is a transcript of the gene PMT6, whose product is annotated as dolichyl-phosphate-mannose-protein mannosyltransferase PMT6. Gene Ontology annotation, biological process: protein O-linked glycosylation via mannose. The record is from RefSeq and is a predicted model, not a curated record. NCBI's taxonomy places the organism in Eukaryota, Fungi, Ascomycota, Saccharomycetes, Saccharomycetales, Saccharomycetaceae. The transcript has a single exon. Bases 1 to 2130 code for a protein of 709 amino acids. Gene Ontology annotation, molecular function: dolichyl-phosphate-mannose-protein mannosyltransferase activity. Gene Ontology annotation, cellular component: endoplasmic reticulum; membrane.
AUGUUGGUAAAACCAUUGCCUUAUACGUGUGCUUCGACACAAGAUACCAGAUAUAAAUGGGUCAAAUUAUACCUCAUACCAACUUUUUUGACGAUUCUUUCAGUUUGUGUUCGAUUUUAUAGAAUUGAUAAAAAUAAAACUGUAGUCUGGGAUGAAGCUCAUUUUGGGAAGUUUGGAUCGUAUUAUAUAAAACAUGAGUUCUAUCAUGACGUUCAUCCACCUUUGGGUAAAAUGUUAAUCGGGUUGUCCGAAUAUUUAGCCAAUUUCGAUGGGGAUUUCGAUUUCGAAUCAAAUACUGAUUAUCCAAAACAUAUCAACUUCAUCUUUAUGAGAAAGUUUAAUUGUCUUUUUGGAGCCUUUGUCAUACCAAUUAUGUAUUACACAUUAUUAGAAUUAAACUUCAAUUAUUUUAUUACUCUAUUAGUGUCAUUAAUGAGUUGUUUAGAAUUAUCAUUCAUUGUACUUUCUAAAUUUAUCCUAUUAGAUUCCAUGCUAUUGUUUUUCACAUGUACAACUUUCUAUUUCUUAGCUCGUCUACAUAAUUUAAACGUUGCAAAGAGACAAUUCACUUUCAAUUGGUCUUUUACACUUCUUUGUUUAGGUAUCUCCAUCGGAUGUGUUUGUUCCAUUAAAUGGGUAGGGCUAUUCAUCACUGUCAUCGUUGGUCUUUACACUAUUGGUGAUUUAUUUUUAUUAUUUUAUCAAAAAAGUUUAUCUUGGACAAAAUAUAUUAAGCAUUGGCUCAUUAGAAUUAUAGAUUUGAUCAUCAUUCCAUUUUUAAUCUAUUUGUUUUGCUUUAAAUUACAUUUUGCUUUAUUAUACAAAUCUGGUACAGGCGAUGGUUCAACAAAUACUCUUUUCCAAAUCAAUUUACAAAAUAAUAAAAUUGAAUUAGGUCCAAGAAAUAUAGCAUUUGGUUCAUAUGUUACAAUAAGAUCAAAUGGCCUUUCUCCUAAUUUAUUACAUUCUCAUAAACAAACUUACCCAGUGGGUUCAUUCCAAAAUCAAAUUACAGGUUAUGGAUUUGCUGAUUCAAAUAAUAAUUGGAUCAUCGAAAAUACAAAUACAAAUGGGAAAGGUUUAGUUCGAGAUGGUAUGGAAAUUUUUUUGAAACAUGAUACUACACAAAAAUAUUUAUUCUCCUCUUUAGAAUUCCCAUCUAUUGUCUCCAAGGAUUCUUUGGAAGUAUCAGGUGCUACUGAAAACGAUGAUAAUGCGGUUUGGAUUGUGGAAAUUAUGGACCAAUUGAAAUCUGCAAAUUCUCAAUAUGAUGAUUCUUCAGAACCAAGUAAUGUGAUACAUCCAAUUUCUACUUUUAUUAGAUUCAAACAUAAGGCUACCGGCUGUUAUUUGACUUCAUCAGGAUUCUCCUAUCCAAAUUGGGGGUUCAAACAAAGUGAAAUCAUUUGCAAAUUCCCCUUCAGUGCAAGAGACAAAUCAGCUUGGUGGAAUGUAGAAGAACAUUGGAAUGAUAAUUUGGAUCCUUGUCCAAGUGAUUAUAAGCCUCCACAUUCAAAGUUCUGGACUGAUUUUGUUUUAAUUAAUUUUGCAAUGGCAUCUUCUAAUAACGCUUUAGUUCCAGACGAGGAUAAAUUCGAUAAUUUGGCUUCAAAACCUUGGGAAUGGCCAACCCUUUACAGAGGGUUAAGAAUGUGUAAUUGGUCUGGAGUAAUCUAUCGUUAUUAUCUUUUAGGAUCUCCUUUUAAUACUUGGUUAUCGACAAUAUCAUUACCAAUUUUCUUAUUAAUUAUAUUGAAACUGUAUUGCAGUUGGCAAAGACAAUCUAUAGAUUUAAAUUCCACUGCAAUUUUACAAAUUAUUUCAAUGGGAGUCUUACCUUUCCUAACUUGGUUAAUUCAUUAUCUUCCAUUUGUUACAAUGGCAAGAGUAACCUACAUUCAUCAUUAUUUACCUUCACUAUACUUUGCAAUGAUUGUCUUUGCAUUUAAUUUACAAUUGUUAUUCAAUAGAAUAAAUUCAAAGUUUAUUAGAUUCAACCUAAUGAUUGUAUUAUUUGGAGGAUGCGUUUAUUCCUAUUAUAAAUUUAAUCCUUGGGCUCAAGGUAUGCUGGGAGGAAACGAACGUUAUGAACAUAUGAAAUGGAUAAAUACAUGGGAUUUCUUACUGUAA